Messenger RNA from Aegilops tauschii subsp. strangulata, 1313 nucleotides. RefSeq lists its product as uncharacterized. NCBI's taxonomy places the organism in Eukaryota, Viridiplantae, Streptophyta, Magnoliopsida, Poales, Poaceae. The record is from RefSeq and is a predicted model, not a curated record.
UCAUGGUAGCACCUAAGGUUUGGUAGCACUAGAUAUUUUCCCGUGUCGAGUCGUCCAUCUCUAUCUCUAGACACUAUGAUAUGUGGUACUCACAACCUCUGUAGACCCUUAUGCUUACUUUAUUUUGUUUUAUGGGGUCUUCUAUGUAAGAUUGUUUGUAUUGGAUGCAUAUACGAGUGCAUACUCCAUAAAAAGAAUUUGCAAAAGAAAUCAGUAGAUGGAAAUCCCCAGAAUGCCCCUGGGGUUCAGGGUGGCCACCUGAAAGCAGCACGGCAAAAGCAGCCGUGACUCCACCUGACCAACCACCGCCGGUGAACAUUCGACUUAAAGCCAAAGCCUUUAAAGCCCCCACCCCCGUCUCUCUCCACCACCCCAAAGCCAAAGCUCUUCUCCCUCUCCCUCCCCAGUCCAGUCAAGGCCAAGCGAGGCGCCACUCUCAAGGACAAAAGACAAAAACUCUCUUUCCCUUGCUCACAUACUCCAUUGCCGUCUAGUACCAGCAGAACCCCAGCAGUUCACUCCACUCCUUGUCCUGGUACCACCAGGACGAAGCUGGCCGUGCGUUGAUCCAUGAGGCGCCUCGUGUUCGCGGAGCUGGUGGUCCUCCUCGCCGCGGCGCUCCUGCUCCCCGUCGUCAUCUGCUGCCGGCGCUGGAGCGGCGGCGUCGCGCGGCCGCUGCCCGUCUCGGAGCAGCCGGGCGCCGGCGCCAGCAGGAAGGAGCGCCGCGUGGAGCGGCUGAGGCGGGCGCUCCACGCCCUGCGCGUCUGGUGCCGCCGCUCCCGCGUCGAGCCGGCGGCCUCUGCCUCCGCGUCCGCGUCUCCGUCUCCCUCCCCGGACGACGGCGCGCAGGCGCAGCGGGAGGUUCAGCUGGAGCGGUUGGCCCCGGCGGCGGCGGGGCCCGAGGAGGAGGGCGUGGCGGCGUGGCGUGAGCGCUGGUUUGGGCCGACGGGGUCGCGCGCGCUCUACACCAUCGAGGAGGCGUCGGAGACGGAGGGCGACGUGGAGAGCCAGCACGGCGCCGAGCCCGAGACGCCGUUCUACACGCCGCCGGCCUCGCCGGCGCACGACGCGGAGCAGCCUGAGCUCGGCGAGAGCAGUUAGUUAGCCGGCGACGCGCCACUCGUUCCCUGUCUGUCAUAGAUUCGACAAUUUUCUUUGGGUUCUUUCGCGCAGCAGUAGAAGCAGCGGCUGUAAGCAAAGCAAAGCGUGCGUGAUAGGUCUGGGUGGUCGGCAAUUCUUUCCCCUCCUUGUUUCCGGAGGGAGGAGUGGAUGGAUAUGCAUGCAGAUUAAUACAUACAGACGGUUCAUCUUUC